Diaporthe batatas is the source of this 921-nucleotide messenger RNA. RefSeq lists its product as uncharacterized. The transcript is spliced from 2 exons. The record is from RefSeq and is a predicted model, not a curated record. The coding region runs from base 1 to 921 and encodes 306 amino acids. Lineage: Eukaryota; Fungi; Ascomycota; Sordariomycetes; Diaporthales; Diaporthaceae.
AUGAAGUGCACCGCCGGUAUCAUACUCGCCAUGGGCGCCGCUGUCCUGGCAACUCCAAUGCCCAAGAAGGGCAACAAUGCUGCAGGUGCUGCGGCCGCUGCGGCCGGUGGCAACAACGCAAAUGCAAAUGUAGACGCCGCCACUCAGCAAAAGGUGGCUGGCACCAUUCAGAACUGGCUCAACGACAUUGCCGCCGUGAACAACUUCGUCGACACGGCCGGCCAGCUCCAGAACGAGCAAGACAUCAGCGACGCCGCUGCCCAGGCAUUCGUGGCCGCCCAGGACGAGGGAACCUCCAACACUGACCUCGGCAACGACGUCCAGCUGGACGCCUCCGGCCUCGCCGCCGCCGCCGCCCUGCAGGACCAGUUCAACAUCAUCGGGCCCGCGAUCAACGACACCAUCACCAACCCCCAGAACCUCCAGAAGAACCUCGAUGCCAUCAACGGUGCUCGGUGCCCCCCUCCCGCCGGUAACGGUGCCAUCUUUGAGGAGGGCGCCGUCCAGCAGUCUGCCGCUGCUGCCGCCGGCCUCAAUGCCCCAUCCCCGGCCCUGCCCAAUGCCUGCCAGGUCCUGGCCCAGAAGCAGCUCGACGCCGCUGGCAAGAACAACGGCAACAACGCCAAUGCUGCCGAUGCGAACGCGGCUGAUGCGAAUGCGGCUGAUGCUAAAGCGGCUGAUGCUAAAGCGGCUGAUGCUAAAGCGGCUGAUGCUAAAGCUGGUGAUGCCAAAGCAAAGGGCGGCAAUGCUGACGAGCAGGCUGCUGCUGAAGAGGACGCCAAUGCGGAAGAUGCCAACGCUGACGAGGAGGCUGCUGACGAGGAGGCUGCCGCUGAUGAGGAUGCUAACGCUCAGGAUGCCAAAGCCGCUGGCGCUGAUGCUGCUGCUGCCAAGGGUGCCGCCAAGGGCAAGCAAAACUAG